CUACCGCGAGUGAUCGAAUGCUAGUGCAUUGCAGAGAUGCUCCAGGCCGCGUGUCUUGAGGAAGUUGCUCAGUGCCUGAAUCAGACAGGACACGCCUGUGUGUGUAGUGUGUGAGCAGUGUCUCUGUGUGUAUUUCUGUGCAGGUGAGAGACACUGCGUACCAGUCGAGCCUGCUGUGCCGGUGCCGCAUGCUUUUGGGCAGAAGGGACACACACAAAGGAGGGAUCACACAGAGCCAAAGUGGGACUGUGUGGCGGUUGGUGUCUCCUUGCUGCACCAUGGAUGGAUGGAUGGAUGGACAGAUGACGCGAACGACCAGCACACCCAAAGAAGCAAGGCACAGACAGACAGACAUGCACACUUGGCCAAGUGAGGGUCUGCAUUCCUUUCUUACCUUGUGUGUGUGUGUGUGUGUGUGUCUUGUCUUACCACCAGCGGGACGGAUCGCGCAAUCUUCAUUUGGGAAGAGACGCCCAGAUAUAAAAUGUAGGCGGCGAUGCUGAUCGGAGGUCUUCGGCCUGGUUGAAUGUCGAUUACAAGCAGCACCCAUCCCAGGGACGUCAGCCCCCUGCCACCACACAGCGCCCUUCCCUUCGCCCACCGCUUCACCAGCAAGGCUGAGAAAGAGAGCAAGCCGUGAAUUGUCACACUGUCUUUUGUGAACGUUAGUGACCGGUGUCUCCGCUUACCCAGCUUCCUGAUAAUUGGAGAAGACUCCAUAUAUGCGAGGAGGAGCUUGGCCUUGUGGCUCCCCAGGCCGUUGUUAAAGGCCACAUCAGCCUUCCCCCUUCCUUGGCUCUGACCAGACACACACCAGACACAAACCAUCAUCUGAACAUCUUCUGUUCCAUGAUUCUGUCAUUUUGGUACCUUUGACAGAUGGCAGUGCACUGUCGGCCAACGCGCCCCAUUUCGGGCAUGGAUGGACAUGUCGGCCCCAUACUGUUGACAUGCACGCAGCGCACAUGUCUCUUUGUUCUUUCUUUCCUUUUUUCGUUCGUCCUUGGCCUUCACUCACCCGAUGCUUCAGGUCAUCCCCCAGCUUCUCGCAGGCCAGCAUCCCGACAUCCUGAUGCCCCUGCCUGGCCGAGCCCUCUCUAAGCAGCUGGUCGGCCUUGUCGGCCGGGAUGGCAGCCGACAAGUCGACGUCGCUCUCCCAUAAAGCCAGCUUGUAAGCAGCUGAGCCGAAGAGAACGGCGUCGGUGCCAAAGACCCGGUGCACGGCCUUUCGGAGCCGCCGCGCCAUGGGCUCUGGUGGGUUGUUGAUCGUGGAACGAGGCAGAGGACAAUAAGUGCUAUGGAUGACUAAGUAGUCUGCCGAAUUCACCUGCAAGCGUACGUCUUGGUGGUUGUCGGGCGGGUGUCGGGCCUGUGGUGUGUUCACUGCAGGCAGUGGUCUCACUUGGCGUGUCUCGUGUGCUGAUCUGUCACACCUUCAAGAAAGUCGUAGGCGGAAAUGUCCGACUCGUCCCCCCAUCCGUCGACCCGUCGGACAUAUGCCACUCGCCCACUCUGCAGGCUGCCGUCCUCAGGCAGGGUCUGGUGUUUGGCAAAUGAGUGGAAGUGCAACCCAUGUCUCUCAUGUCCAUCUCUGUCUCAUCUCCUUACGGCGUCUUCUCCUUCGUGUGUCUCCGAUUGCACACGGUGGCGAUGCUCACUCAGCUGCUCCUCUGACCUGGCCAUCAACGACUGCAAGCACCGGGAGCCAAACAAAGGGAUGUAUGACGUACUUUGGCAGUCGAAAUGAAUACCUACCUGCUGCUGGCUGAUGAGUGUCUGAAGCCUGAGCACCUCCUCCUCGCUCUCCUUUAACCGUCCUUCUAACCAUGCGAUACUUUGGCGCAGCGCUGCGGGGCGGGGAAGGGAAGGAGACGAGGGGACGGCUCGUGUGAGGGUUAUCGGCCAUGAUUUGUCUGUCUGGCCUCUUGCCUACCUGCUAUCUCCCUGCUCUCCUCAAUGCUCUCCUCAGUGCCCUGUCCGCCCCCAGCCGCAGCCGCCCGACCGAUCUCGCGCAGCUUGCUGAUGGUGUCCUCAACCGACGCACUCAGCUCCAGGCUAUGGCCACCAGCAGACGCGCCCGCCAGUCCGCUCAGCCGUGCGUCCCUCUCCGGCAGCGGCCUCGAUGGCGGCACUGGUGAGAGGAUGGGCCGGUUGUCGUACCAGUGCUGCCGUGGGGAGGGCAGCUGCGAGUCGGUCAUGGGCGUUGUCUGGCUCGGAGGGGUCAACUCAGAAUGAAAAUCAGAAUCCUGACCGACCAACACGGACACAGGAGAUGUCUGUCUGUCUGUCUGUCAACACACCCAUUCGCGCACCUCCCCACCGUCGUCAGAUCGGUGAUCCAGGCCGCUACGCCAGUCGGCGGCCCCUCACCCGCCCCUGCCAGCAGCCCGUGGAGGCCGUCGUCCACCACAUCCCGCUGGUAUGAAACAGAAGAUGCUUCCAACGCCGGUUGCUCUUGCUCCUUCCACUCUCGUCUCACCUCGAGCUGUUUGAGGUCAUGUUUGAUCUUUCGACGCUCUCUGUCCAUCUCUUGUUGGGCUUCCUCGUACUCGUUCAUGGCUGCCCUCUCCCUCAUGGAAAGCUGGUGCACCUUCUCUGCCAGCUCAGCAUCGUCGAUCGCCCCCCUCUUGUGGUCCUCGAAGGCCUUUUCUAUUCGAUGGCGUAAGGGGCGCAUCUCGGCGGCGUACUUGGCCUCGCUGUACCGCUGGUGCUCUUCAAGGUAUUCCAU
Molecule: messenger RNA, 2728 nt
Organism: Vitrella brassicaformis
Lineage: Eukaryota; Vitrellaceae
Source: the annotation of a GenBank genome assembly